Molecule: messenger RNA, 1947 nt
Organism: Anopheles marshallii
Lineage: Eukaryota; Metazoa; Arthropoda; Insecta; Diptera; Culicidae
Gene: tobi
Product: myogenesis-regulating glycosidase
Exons: 2
Coding region: 1-1947 (648 amino acids)
Biological process (GO): carbohydrate metabolic process
Molecular function (GO): hydrolase activity, hydrolyzing O-glycosyl compounds
Source: RefSeq, a predicted model, not a curated record
AUGUCGCAAAGGCUGCUGCUGAGCAGUUUGUGUCUGCUUUGCGUCUCCAGUUUUUUGCUGUACAGUGGAGUGGUCGCACAAACCGAGCACAGCUUAACGUUUGACCGCUCAUCAACUGUAGUCACCGUUAAUUUGAAAACCCGUGAACUUCGCGUCACGAACUCCGGUCUGGUGGUGCAACAGAUCCGUCUCAGUUCUAAUUUGGAUCCGGCAGCCCAAUACACCGAAACAGCGGACGGAUUUACGCUCACGAACGUCGCUACGGAUGGGACAGUGUUGGAACUGGCAAAGGAAGUAGACGACGCCAGUUACUCACAGUUUUCCGUGAUAAGAAAUGCCGUACCCUCGAAUGUUAUGAUCGUCGACUGUGCCAAUCUGCUCAGCACGCAAUGGUACGGUGGACCCCAGCAAAAGCAUCAGUACUGGCCGGUGCAAAAGCUGCGCUUCGACCGCUACAGCAUGCUAUCGAAGGAGGCGAACAACAGUGCGGUCGGUGACCGUUACUGGCUCAAUGCACUCGGUUCGUUCCUGUACGUCGACCCAUGGGCACCGUUGUUCGUCGAUCAGAACUAUGGUCAGCCGGGGUUUAUGUGUCUGGAGACGCGAGCGGUCUUGCCGUACGAUACGUACGAACCAAGCUACGACGUGCGCUACACGAUCGGUGUGGGUGCGAAUGCCCGCGCGGCACAUAUGAGUGCCGUUGGGCACAUCUUGGGAAAACCAUCCGGCCAUCCAGCGGAAUCGAUGGUAACGGAACCGAUCUGGUCAACGUGGGCCCGGUACAAGCGUGACAUUAAUAGCGAGGUUGUGCUCAAGUUUGCCGGUGAGAUUAUCGGCAACGGAUUCGGCGGCCAGUACGAACUGGACGAUGAUUGGGAAUGGUGCUAUGGAGCGCUUACCUUCAAUCGCACCAAGUUCCCGGACAUUCUCAACACGAUCACCACGAUCCGUGAGCUUGGUUUCGCCCGGACGACGCUUUGGAUUCAUCCGUUCAUUAACAAGGGUUGCGAACCGUGGUAUUCUGAGGCCCGCAGGCGGGGCUAUCUUGUCGCCGAUCACUCGGGCAACACCGAUACCGAAUGGUGGAACUCGGUGCGCGGUCAGGCGGCGUAUAUCGAUUUCACUAAGGCGGAAGUUCGCGAAUGGUUCAGCAACCGGUUGCAGGCCAUCCUCGAUGAGUCCAGCAUUGACAGCUUCAAGUUUGAUGCCGGCGAGAGCAGUUGGACUCCACCGGACCCCGUGCUAAAUGGGCCGGCCGGCCGUCGACCAAGCCAAAUUGUCGGCGACUACCUACGUACGGUGGCAACGUUCGGCGAUCUGGUCGAGGUGCGGUCCGCUCUCGGUACGCAGGAUCUGCCCGUGUUUGUGCGCAUGAUCGACAAAGAUUCGAACUGGGGCUGGAACAAUGGGUUGCCGACGCUCAUCACCACGCUGCUGCAGAUGAACAUGGUCGGCUAUCCGCUCGUACUGCCGGAUAUGGUCGGUGGCAACGGUUACGACGAUAGUCCACCGACGAAGGAAAUGUUUAUCCGGUGGCUGCAGGCGAACGUAUUCAUGCCGAGCAUACAGUUUUCGUUUGUGCCGUGGGAUUUUGACAGCGAAACGGUCACCAUUGCGCUUGCCAUGACCGAGCUGCACCGCAGCAUAGCACCAGUGAUCAUGCAGCGUUUUGCACUGGCCGUCUCGGAUGGGUUACCGGUGAAUCCCCCGCUCUGGUGGAUUGCUCCGGACGACCCCACUGCCCAGCAAAUUUACGACCAAUAUCUGCUCGGUGAUGACAUAAUUGCGGCACCGGUAAUAGUGAAUAAUGCACGGGUCCGUGACAUCUACCUGCCGACUGGUUCCUGGACAGAUGGUAACACCGGCGCUAAGCACACCGGACCAAAAUGGUUACGAAACUAUUCGGUUCCCCUGUCAAUGGUACCGUACUUCACCCGCACAGUAUAG